Messenger RNA from Polyodon spathula (Mississippi paddlefish), 5995 nucleotides. It is a transcript of the gene abcg1, whose product is annotated as ATP-binding cassette, sub-family G (WHITE), member 1. NCBI's taxonomy places the organism in Eukaryota, Metazoa, Chordata, Actinopteri, Acipenseriformes, Polyodontidae. The transcript is spliced from 15 exons. The record is from RefSeq and is a predicted model, not a curated record. Gene Ontology annotation, molecular function: ABC-type sterol transporter activity; ATP hydrolysis activity; ATP binding. Gene Ontology annotation, biological process: cholesterol homeostasis. Gene Ontology annotation, cellular component: plasma membrane. The coding region runs from base 175 to 2199 and encodes 674 amino acids.
UCAUGUUGGUUGGAGGAGAGCCAUCUACAGCUGAUCGAGAGAACCAAGACCAAUUACCAUUCUUAACAAAACCAACACGACCGAGGGCAAAAGAACCAAGCCGGGAGUUGUUUAAUUCAGACACAGUAGCCGGAUGGGAAUAAAGCCAGAUAACUGGAUAAACACAUUUAAAGAAUGGCAUGUAUAAUGACAACCUUUUCAGUCAGCAAUACUGCAACCACAAACCCGAGCACAAACACGAACGCCAAAGGCAUAUCUGAAUUAAUGGCGGGCUCGAAGUCUGUGUGCGUGUCUGUUGAUGAGGUGGUAUCGAAUGGCAUUGGAACCCACCAGACCCCUUUGCUUCAUGACCACCUGAAAAAGACAGACAGCAACCUGACAGAAGCCCAGCGCUUCUCUUACCUGCCCAGGCGGCCGGCAGUCAAUAUCGAGUUUAAGGACCUCUCCUACUCCGUUCCUGAGGGACCGUGGUGGAGGAAGAAAGGCUACAAAACCUUGUUGAAGGGAAUCUCAGGGAACUUCAGCAGUGGACAACUGGUGGCUAUUAUGGGUCCAUCAGGGGCUGGGAAGUCUACUCUCAUGAAUAUUCUUGCUGGUUACAGAGAGACUGGGAUGAAAGGAACAAUCCUGAUUAACGGACAGCCCCGCGGCCUGCGCUCUUUCCGCAAGGUGUCAUGUUACAUCAUGCAAGACGACGUGCUCCUCCCCCACAUCUCCGUCCAGGAAGCCAUGAUGGUCUCCGCUAACCUGAAACUCCAAGAAAAGGAUGAAGGCCGCAGAGAGAUGGUAAAGGAGAUCUUAACAGCUUUGGGUCUGCUUGAAUGCGCCGAAACACGCACAGCCAGCCUCUCGGGAGGGCAGAGGAAACGCCUCGCCAUCGCUCUUGAGCUGGUCAACAACCCGCCCGUCAUGUUUUUUGAUGAGCCAACCAGUGGUCUGGACAGUUCUUCGUGUUUCCAGGUUCUCUCUCUCCUGAAGGCAUUGGCCCAGGGAGGCCGCACCAUCAUCUGUACUAUACACCAGCCUAGCGCCAAACUCUUUGAGCUGUUUGACAAGCUGUAUGUUCUGAGCCAGGGCCAGUGCAUCUACCGGGGGGAGGUUUUCAAUCUAGUCCCUUAUCUUCGGGGGCUUGGCCUGAACUGUCCAACGUAUCACAACCCCGCUGACUUUGUGAUGGAGGUUGCCUCUGGAGAGUACGGAGAGCAGACCUCUCGGCUGGUGAAGGCCAUGCAGGAGAGGAGGUGUGAGGAGGACUACAAGACCGAGGUGAACAGAGAUGGGGCCCUGAACCCCUUCCUCUGGCACAGACCCUCAGAGGAGGACUCGUCCUCUGUGGAAGGAUGCCACAGCUUCUCUGCCAGCUGCCUGACUCAGUUCUGUAUCCUGUUCAAGAGAACCUUCCUCAGCAUCUUGAGGGACUCGGUCCUGACACACCUGCGCAUCACCUCUCACAUUGGGAUCGGCAUCCUGAUUGGUCUGCUCUAUCUGGGCAUCGGCAAUGAGGCUAAGAAGGUGCUGAGUAACUCGGGCUUCCUGUUCUUCUCUGUGCUGUUCCUCAUGUUUGCUGCUCUCAUGCCCACAGUCCUGACAUUCCCUUUGGAGAUGGGAGUCUUCCUUAGAGAACAUCUGAACUACUGGUACAGUCUGAAGGCUUAUUACUUGGCUAAAACCAUGGCUGAUGUACCCUUUCAGAUAAUCUUCCCAGUGUCAUACUGCAGUAUAGUGUACUGGAUGACCUCCCAGCCUGCAGACACCCUGCGCUUUGUGCUCUUCUCAGCACUGGGGACAAUGACCUCACUGGUAGCGCAGUCACUUGGUCUCCUGAUAGGGGCUGCAUCCACCUCUCUGCAGGUAGCGACCUUCGUUGGUCCAGUGACAGCCAUCCCAGUGCUGCUGUUCUCUGGAUUCUUUGUCAGUUUUGAUACCAUCCCCAAAUACCUCCAGUGGCUGUCUUAUAUUUCAUAUGUCAGGUAUGGGUUUGAGGGCAUGAUCUUGUCCAUCUAUGGGCUGGACCGGGAGGAUCUGCACUGCGACGAAGACGACAUGUGCCACUUUCAGAAGUCAAAAGCUAUUCUGAAAGAACUUGAUGUGGAAAACGCCAAACUAUACCUGGACUUCAUUGUGCUAGGGAUCUUCUUUGUCAGCCUUCGUCUCAUUGCUUAUUUUGUCCUGAGGUAUAAAAUCAAGGCAGAGCGAUAAAGCGAGGGGCAGGAAGAGGAGGAAAAAGAAAGACAUUACUCACUUGUUGUCUCACUGCAGCAAAGGGAAGAAAUCCUGUGAUUUUCUAGAGACACAAAACGCAUUGAACUCAUGUACUUGUAAUGUCAGAAACGUCAUUUUAUAUAAAUACUUAUAUAUAUAGAGAGAGAUGAUGACGGGUCACACGAGGUGCAGUGAAUAAGAAGAGAGUAAAUAUUGAAUAAGCUUAUUCAACUCGUAUGUGCUAUAUCCAGCUCUCUGAGUGUAUAUUGAUUGAAGGGAAGCCUUUAGAUUUUCACAGUCAACUUUUCGUUGGAAAAAAACACAUUUAAAAAAGAUAAUUCUACUUAACAUUAAACGUUCUAAAUGGAGCUUGAAAGCUGCUUAAUAUUUCCUGGGGGUAUUCUAAACCUGGCAUAUCACCAAACUGCAAGUGGCAUCCCUGGCUGGUAUAGAGGAUGUUUCUUCAUCCUGCUGUCAAUGAGCUUCAGGGCUGUGCUGCCACCACUGUGUAAUAAGCAGCCUACAACACUGGUUCAUGUGAUGUUUGGAUUAUAAAUUGUGCAUCUAGAACUGCUGCACCUUUUUAUAUGUAUGGCAUGCUAAGAGUUAAAUAAGUAAUAACCAGUGGCUUUAAAAAAAAAUACUCUCCCCCCUCAUCAAGGCAACUAUAUUAUUACAAAGCUGUUGUCAUUUUUUUAGAUUGUUUAGUUUUGCUCAACUUUCUUUUCAGUUGGGCUCCAGGUCAAGUCAGUUUAACUUGCCAUCAGAUUGCAGGUUGAAUCCCUGUGCAGUGGGUAUUGCAACCCCAGCCUGAGCUUUAAGCUUCCUUUACUGAAUGCUGUGCUUGCUGUCAGCUGGGAUCCUGUAUCUGCUGCACAGGGAGUGUGUGCUGUCAUGGCAGGAUCCACGAAAAUCAUUUCUACACAAUCAAGGGUUGGGGAUUUGCUAGAAAGUUGUUAUAAAACCUUGAUUACCCCUUUUAAAUGUUUGAACGGUCCUUUUGUAGACAGUAUUUACCCAUCUCUUUUUCUGUACUCUUUAUCGUCACUUUGCUAAAAACAUUUGAUUGAUACAAAGCAGAGUGGCCAAAUUUACAAAUAAGCACCAGCUGGGUGAACAUUACCAAGAGCUGGCCUCUUUGCUCUUGAUCAGUAUUGUUCAGAUCUCUUUUUAACACUUCAUAAAGACAAGAGUAUAAUAUACAUUUUCUUUAUUUUUUACUUGGAAUAAGACAGGUUUCAGGAAUUACAGUGAAGAUUUUUGUAGGAACCCUUCAUUUCUCGAUUGGUUCUACUGCACGUUUUCUUUUGUGUGAUGAUCUGAUAACUCGCAUGAUGGUUUGCUGUGCCAUGUGUCUGGACUUUUUACAUGAAGGAUUCCCUCCUGCUACUCUGUAUGAUGCACAGACAAAAGAGACUCAGGAGGUCGUCAGAGGAAGCUGUGUCUGGAUUUUAAAUGCACCUCACAGUUGUCAUUUGUGCUGCAUGCCCCUUUCUACUGUGAAUUCUAUUUAUUGUAUUAUCUUUCUUGAACCAGGAGCCAGUGGUGCUAUAUUUGUAUAUUAUAGAAAGAUCUCAGCAAGAGACAAUUAACUUCAGUGUUUCUCUUUCUAACACAGACUGAAGGUUAUAUUUUUUAACCGAAAGGACAAUCUUACUCUUUUGUUGUUUCUGUUUUAUACCGCUAUCUAAAGCCUGUAUGGUGCAUAUUGAUUGGUUAUUAUAAAGUGGUGAUGAGGCCAAUCCCAGAACCAGGUACUAAAUUUGAGUGGUAGUACAGACAGGCGGGCCUGUCUACUGCGAAGCUUAACCUGCUCAGUUAAAUGCAAAAUGUGGACCAGAGUUUGCACUUAGUACCAGCAUGUCAAAUUAUUCUGUUCUCCAAUUUAGCCACGCAUCAUGGGAAAAGACCAGCAACAAAUUUACAUUUAAAUAGCUUAGUGGAUGAAAGAGCCACAAGUAGGCAUCAAAAUGCUAACCAGCAGUUUGUGUUAGCUACUGGAAAAAAAGUUUACACCAAUAAAUAAAGCAAAAAUCAAUGCAAACUUUCUAGAGGAGAUUCAAUUGUAUGCUUAUUGUUCAUGAAUAUGUUGCUUAUUUUGUGUCAUUAUUUGUUAAGGAUUGGAAUUGCUAAAGAAUGUGCUGUUUCAUUUCUAGUAUAAUGUGACUUGUUGCUCCUUGACUUGCACCCUUGUAAAUGCAACGUUGUGUUUGCUUUUGGAUUCUUGUUUGGUAUUAAGAGCCAUUCUGAACCCAGUGAUGGAGCAUACCCGUUUCACUAGGAUGUGGGGCAUUAUAACUGCAAUUCCUUAUUUAUUAGAUUAUAAAAUAAACACAUGUUCUUGCUUUGUACUUUAUAGUUGACUUAAUGUUUUGUAGAGCAAGUGUGCAAUUCUGCUACUUUUUCAGUUUCCAGGUCAUGUUUUCUAUACACUAGAGAAAUAUGUAAAAAUGAAUAAAAUUGCAAUAUUUUCAAACAUCUGGGCACUAGCAGUAGUGCUUUGAGUGUUUAUGCAUGUGUCUGUGUGGGGUGGGGGGUGGGGGGUCUUUAUAAUUUUUCAAUGUGUGUUUACUCACAUCUUUACAUACUGUACAACAGACAUUUUCUUCUAUCAACUGCCUGCCUAUUCAAUAUUUUCCUUACAAUAUCAGAAGACAAGAAAGACACAAGGGAAUGUAUCAUUAAUACAAGUUUAACUAUUUCAAUCGUACACUCUCAAGUCCAAAUGAUAACCUAGUGUGAAACAGUGUUGUGUAAUAGCAUGCAGAGAUGUUGGAAAGGUGUAGCUUUAGAGGGGAUUAUUACAGUUCUAAACAAUGCUUCCCAUUUGUAAUAGCGAUAGCAGCAGUGUACCCAUGCAUUGGUUUUAUAUGUGCACAGGGGUUGUAUGUUCUGCAAUGGCUACAAAAUUGAAAAUAACACCAAUGGCCACAAGCACAUUCUGUAUUUCAUUCCAUCGUUGAGGGGAGCGGCAUGAGACAGGGUGAGAUCCAAACUGGACAAGCUGAAAAAUCUUUUGGUGUUCACUGCCAUUUUCAGAAAUUAGGGGGCAGUAUGUUUGCAUGGACUGCCAAUUAUCUUUUCAUGCUACUCAAGCUUAAUUCUAGAUACAUCCGAUAUUGAGAUGAUACAGCACAGCUUACUCCAGUCUAUAAGGAUCAAACAACUACUCAUAGAAAUGACUGGAGGAAACUCAUUUAAUACACACCCCUUGUUUCUUUUCUACCCUUGUUUUGUACAAGGAGUCCAGGAGAUGACAGUAUGUUUUCUCCCCACUUUGAAACAGGAGAUUCUUACAAUAUUCCAUUCGCCUGUACAUUCGCAGAGAAGGCAAACUGUCUAGAAUUGUAUUUGACUUUAAUUAAUAUGUUUAUUGUACAUACAUUUUAAUUUAUUCCUGGAUGAAUGUAUGUUUUCUUUUCUUUUUUAUAUUGAUUUGCUAUUAUGCGUUCAUUUAAAUAUAAUAUACUAUAGAUUUAAAAUCAACUGCACUGUGUAUACUGAAACUGGAGGGGCAUUUAAAAUGGGAAACAAAUAUUUCAAAAACAGCGUUAACAAAAAUAACAACACCAUCCGACAAGCAGAUAUUGCUCACUGCUUUACUUGAUAACCUGUGUUCAUAAUUUAAACUAGUUUGGCUGCCUCCAAGUUCGCUUGAGACCACUAAAAGCUGUCAGAAUCACAGCCUACACCCACUGAGAUAGGCCACUGAUGAUUCCUUUUACAACAUUUUACAGCAGCAUCACCUGGGGCCAUGUUUUCAAAACUUUUAAUCUGGAUCAAAGUAAUCCGG